AGUGGUCUACGAAACUACACAACCACCUCCACCUUAUGAUUUCCCCUCCCAGUAAAGAGACAAAAAACCAGAGAGAGAAAUUAUUGCUAUGGCUGUUCUCAGCAGGUCCAUCUUCAUCACCAUAGCGGUUCUUGCUGUUGUUCUAAUUGGCUCAGCAGAGGCACAAGAUCAAUCAUGUGCAUCAAAGCUGGUAGCCUGCUACAAAUUUAUCAACACCACCACCAAACCAGACAACGAUUGCUGUAGCAACAUAAGAAAUGCAGUACAAAAUGAGCUUAAAUGCCUCUGCACUCUCUACACCACCCCUGGCUUGUUGCAGACUUUCAACGUCACCUUUGAUCAAGCUCUCAAGCUCACUAACGAAUGCAACGUCCCCACUGAUAUCAACGCCUGCAAAAGCUCAGCUGCCUCACCCACAUCGGGGCCAGGUACGGUACCCGGAGGUGACAGCGGUGAUGGAGAGAGGGUGGCAUGGACUGGAGUUACCAGCUUACUCUUAUUCUGUGCUUCCAUGUUGCUUUAUUAG
Pistacia vera is the source of this 526-nucleotide messenger RNA. Its product is annotated as protein YLS3-like. NCBI's taxonomy places the organism in Eukaryota, Viridiplantae, Streptophyta, Magnoliopsida, Sapindales, Anacardiaceae. The record is from RefSeq and is a predicted model, not a curated record. The transcript is spliced from 3 exons. Bases 89 to 526 code for a protein of 145 amino acids.